This is a messenger RNA of Tigriopus californicus, 4079 nucleotides long. RefSeq names its product protein vav-like (gene Vav). Lineage: Eukaryota; Metazoa; Arthropoda; Copepoda; Harpacticoida; Harpacticidae. Bases 1096 to 3939 code for a protein of 947 amino acids. Gene Ontology annotation, cellular component: cytoplasm. Gene Ontology annotation, molecular function: guanyl-nucleotide exchange factor activity; protein binding. The transcript is spliced from 2 exons. The record is from RefSeq and is a predicted model, not a curated record. Gene Ontology annotation, biological process: cell migration; intracellular signal transduction; regulation of GTPase activity.
AACCCAAGAACAUCAAGUCAUCCCUCACUAGAUUAUCAAUCUUCAAAGUUAUUCCUUGUCUCUUUGUCCGCAUCGUCAUCGUGAUAUCAUCAUCAUCAUCAUCAUCAUCGUUGUCGUCGUCAAACUGAAACUCCUUCAAGCUUUAUCAUGAUCCUACGAAAAUAUGCCCCUCUCUUCGGGCCAUUCAUUCAAUCUCUUGCUCAGAACCUCGCCUCUCGAGCUGCAUAGUCGGAUUCGUCCAUCCAAUCUACGUUGGUCCUUUAAGGCGUCCAUUCCCAGGCCAAAGCUGGCCUUUCGUCUCUUGUUGCCUCCCCAAGGUCCGUCCUUGUUGUUCGUCCAGGCGUGGAUGGAAGUGGAGAAGUGGCCCUCCUAGUGGGCUUGCUUCACAUGAAGCCCACUGUGCUGGCCUUUGUUAGAAACGAGACUACCCCAAAUUCUUGGAAAAUUUAGUCGCACACCAUCACCCAGAAAUGGGCACAGAUUGCUCAGAAAAAGGAAAAAGGAUGAGCACCCUUUGCCCUCGUCAAGAAAUGCAUGAAGGACGAAAUCUUAUAGAGCUCCUGGGAAAUCAAAAAAACAUGUCUUCCGAUGAUCGUGUUUUUGCCAUACCUCCUCUCUCUCUCUUGGGAUAAGGAGAAAAGAGGGAAAACACUCAACAUUCCGAUUGAUUGAGUCCGUAGACUAUAAUAGAGCGAGAGUGGAGCAGUUUCAGAUCGGGAUUCCCAAUCUCUGAUGGAAGUGAACUUGUGUUCCAAUUUCCACUCAUUUCCUUCGGAUGGAACGUGUAUAGAAGGGAAGGCAACCCUCGCGCCCGGAAAGUAAGUGGAUGGAACAAGGGAUAAAAGGAAGAAGAGAAGAAGAAGAAGUGGCGUAGCGCUCAGGGAAAAAUGCCAGCCCAACAGUGGAACGGGAGGAAGGAAAGGUUUCCAGGACAUCACACACACACACACACAUCUUUUCUUUGCCUCCUCUUUCGGAAUUGUCGUCCUUCAGUCCUCUGUUCUUGUUUGACUCGCUCCAAACCGAGAUCCAUACUGGGACCUGAAUGAGGCCGAGUCCAAGAGGAGUCUCACCAACCAGCCUUCGUUAUCUUGAAUGUUCCACAAACUCGAUCGACUCAUCCCACAUGAAAUCACCUCUAUGUGUUCGCUUUCGCCCUUGUGUGCUAUAAUGAGUGACAUGGAUUUCCCGUCUGAGAAAGGUUACGCAAAUAAAGACGGGAAGACUCACCUCCGACCGGAUCGUGUUUUAGAUUGGAACCAUCAUGCUGUGAAAAGACAAAUUCGAAGCCAGAAAGUCGAGAACCUCUUCAAAAUGGCCGAGCUUUGGAAGCAGUGUGCGGAUUGGUUGUGUCGAUUGGACGUGCUGCCCAAGAACCAUAUGAUCACGUGGCCGGAUGCCAAGAUCAAGCAAUUAGCUUUCACUCUCCGGGAUGGUGUGCUCCUCUGUCAUAUUGCUAAGAAACUCGACGAGACUUCGAUUGACAUUCGAAAUGCCAAUCUUCGCCCCCAGAUGGCCCAGUUCUUGUGCCUCAAAAACAUUCGACUGUUUUUGAUCUCUUGCGGGUCUAGCUUUGGUCUCAAAGAAACAGACCUAUUUCAACCGCAAAUGCUCUACGAUUAUUCAGACUUUGCCCGAGUCCUUCAUACAUUAUCCAAGCUAUCAAAUUGCCCCAAGGCCAAGGCUCUAGGGAUCCCUGGCUUCCCCCAACAGUACAAAGAGCCUUCCAAAGAUGAGGAGCAGAUCUACCGAACCCUCGAGGACAUGGUUAACGAGAACCAGUACAAGGACUUCUAUUUCAGCACCUACGGAGCAAACCAAGCCUACGGCCGAACUAAUCAGCAUUACUUCUCCGAGGGCAAAGAGGAAGAGGAUAUUUAUGAAGAUCUGUGCUAUUUUAGAAACACCGACGCCCAAGCUCCUCUCCAGAAAGAGCUCAAGGAUUUUCAACCUGUAGAGAGACGAGAUCAUUGUAUCAAAGAGCUAGUGGAAACCGAACAGAAUUAUGUCAACGCUCUCAAUAUGCUGAGAAAGCAUUUCAUCAAAGAUAUGAAGAGCAUGAAAGAUUCAGACAAGAAGACGGUCUUCAUGAACAUCAAAGAAUUGGGCGAGAUUCAUGCUGCAUUCUACCAAGACCUACUCGAAUCUGUCACGCAAAAGUCCAGAAAAAAGAUUGGCGAAAUCUUCAUCGAGUUUAAAGAAAGGUUUCUAAAGUACGGAACGUAUUGCUCGGAAUUGAACGCAGCCAUGGAUCUGUUGGAUACACUCUUGAACAAGGAUGUGAAUGUGAGAGAUGAGAUUUUGAAAUGCGAGCGGAAUGCCAACGAAGGAAAGUUUCGCCUCCGAGACCUUCUCACUGUCCCCAUGCAACGAAUACUCAAGUACCAUUUGCUGAUGCGAGAACUCCUGUCCAACACUCCAAACACUCACGAGGAAUAUCACACCAUAAAGCAGGCCCAUGAGGCCAUGUUGGACGUCUCGGAUUAUCUCAACGAGGUCAAACGAGACUCCGAGCAGCUCGUAAUCAUCAAAGCCAUCCAGAAUAGUAUCACCGAUUGGAAUAUGCCUGAAGGAAUGGAACUCAAGAAUUACGGCCGUCUCGUCAGGGAUGGCGAUCUCAAGGUUCAAAACCACGAGGCCAAUGGAAAGACUCGGCCUCGAUUCGUGUUUGUGUUCGAUCGAAUGAUCCUCAUGUGCAAGGCCACCCGAGGGGAUCACUACACCUUCAAAGAUUCGCUAAAUCUCUCUGAAUAUAUUGUUCAACAAGACAAUCCCAGCAAACGAAUGAGUCGAGACUCCCGCUGGGUUCAUAGCUUUAUUCUCGCUCACAAGGACCACGUGACGGCCUUCACUAUGUUCGCCAAGAGUGAAGAGGAGAAGAACCUGUGGGUGAAGGCUUUGAAGGAGGCAUACAAUAAGACGAAUCCUAGUCAUAUGUACCCCUCCACCCAUUUGCCCAUCAUGGAAUCGUUCGACCCGCCCACCUCGUGUAGCUAUUGCCAUAAACUUCUCAAAGGGCUCUUUUUCCAGGGAUACCGAUGUAAGAAUUGCCAAAAACCCAUGCAUAAGGAAUGCAUAACCUUGCUUACCAAAUGCGGCCACUCUCAACCACCAUCCCUUCCACCUCGACCGCCCUCGCUACUUCUGCCGCAGCCUUUAGCCAAUAUGACACAUAGCCUCGAUGAACGGAGCAUGUCCUUAAGGCGACAGAGCAGUUUGAUAUCCGUGGUUUCAUUGCCCCCACCCGCCAUCCCACCACCGGUGUUAAUCACGAAUGGCAGCAAUCCGGACUACAUCAACACCACCGUCAACGAUCAUCCUUGGUUCGUGGGCGCAAUGGGCCGAGAGGAGGCAAACAACUGCCUCAAUCCUUAUCCAACGGGAAGUUUUCUAGCCCGAAUUCGUCGGCAAAAUGGCGAGACUGCCGGCUACGCCAUGUCCUUAAAAACCCACGACGAUGUCAAACAUAUGAAAAUCUUCACCUCCCUGGAUUCUAAGGGUCGGGCUUCGUACCAGUACUACCUGGCCGACACGCGGAAGUUCGGAUCCAUUGUGGAGCUUGUCACUUAUUAUAGCAUUAAUUCCUUGAGUGAAUGUUUCAUUGGACUCGAUUCCGUGCUCCGAUUUCCCGUGGGAGAGCUCUCGAUAGCAACGGCUCUGUUCGAUUUUGAGCCCGACCCGAAAGAAAGGAACCAGUUACGAAUGAAAACUGGAGAUCGCGUAACAAUCAUCGAUAAGUAUGGGGACAGCCAAGGAUGGUGGAAAGCUUGCGACAACGUAACAGUAGGAUUUAUACCCAAAGACUAUGUGGAGGAAGUCUCUGGUGAAGACCAUAGAGCGAAUGGGAAAGAGAACGAGUUUCAUUCGGAGUCCGUCAAUGAAUCAUCCUUGGACGCGGGUGCCACUCCCCCUCCAGCUGUCGAGGCUAUGCUUGAAUGAUAUGUGAUUGAGUAGACAUUCAGUGCUUUUGCCACCUGUGAUACCCCGCCGACUCUCCCCUAAAAUGUCCAACUUGAUAUGAGUGGUCAUGCUGAUUUGCGCCUGCUUUAUACAAAUGAAACUGCUCCUUUCUAUUGUGA